This is a messenger RNA of Setaria italica (foxtail millet), 540 nucleotides long. RefSeq lists its product as uncharacterized. The record is from RefSeq and is a predicted model, not a curated record. The coding region runs from base 1 to 540 and encodes 179 amino acids. NCBI's taxonomy places the organism in Eukaryota, Viridiplantae, Streptophyta, Magnoliopsida, Poales, Poaceae. The transcript has 2 exons.
AUGGUGGCCCGCGCCGGGUGGGCUGGCUCCGCCUCCUGCUUAUGGACCGCCUCCUCCUGGGCCGUUCCCCAUCGUUAUCCACUCCUCGCCGACAGCUCCCGCCGCCGCCACCAGCCCAAUCCUGCGCUCCUUCCCCCUGCUCCUCACCUGGCGCCCUGCAGUGCCGCCGCCCGCCUCGCCCUCUCCGCCGCCGCCAAACUCGCCCGCAUCCUACCUCCCUCCCCCUCCGCCAUCCCCGCCCAGUGCUACACCUCCCCGCCACCGCCCCCACGCCAGCGCCGUGGACGCACUCUGCUGGCCGACCCACCCAAGCGCGCCAGCGCCCGUCUGGCGGCUAAGGAGCCAGCCCUGUUCGUGGACGCUACCAGCCGCGAAGUGCAGCGCAAGGCCCUUAGGGACGGGCUGAUGGGAUGCUCGAAGGAGCUGCAGCGUCAGGUCACCUCCAGGAAGAGCCUCAAGAAGAAGAAGCCGCUGGGACCUCUGGAUCUGGGCCGCCGACGUGCUGUUGCUGUGGCCGCCGCCACAGAGGUUUCUCCAUGA